Messenger RNA from Ostertagia ostertagi, 264 nucleotides. NCBI's taxonomy places the organism in Eukaryota, Metazoa, Nematoda, Chromadorea, Rhabditida, Trichostrongylidae. The record is from the annotation of a GenBank genome assembly.
AUGCGCUUAGACUGCAUAGAAAAACGAUUGGCGAAAGUGUUCGGUCAUUACAGUGGCCUUGUGGUCCUCUGUCCAUUGCCUUUCAUCGUCAUUCCGAUUUUUAUCACCAUCGGAUUGUCUACGGGGCUUGUAUGGCAUGGACAGGCAUUUAUGAAGGAUGAGCUCGAACUCUACACUCCAACUGAUGCUCAGGCUCGAGUCGAAGUGCGCGAACUCGACUCUCUAUUCCACAUCAACGAUUCCGAUCCAUUUUAUGCAACUCGG